Messenger RNA from Alternaria viburni, 1143 nucleotides. RefSeq lists its product as uncharacterized. Lineage: Eukaryota; Fungi; Ascomycota; Dothideomycetes; Pleosporales; Pleosporaceae. The transcript has 3 exons. The record is from RefSeq and is a predicted model, not a curated record. Bases 1 to 1143 code for a protein of 380 amino acids.
AUGUCAAAUGGCAAGUCGCCUCCAGCCACAAACCCUUCGCUACUUUACCAACUUGAUACCUACAUGCCCCCACAAUCAGAUAACCAGUUCCUGUCACCCUAUCAUGACGCACCAGGAUCGCUAUCGCGAUGGCGACCUGCAGCUCUAUGCUAUGGUGAGCAAGUCCGCAAAUCGAUCGGAAUCACCGAUGGUCGAGCCCAUAUCGAUCAGUCAAGACAUGCGUCGGCCCAGCAGCCGAGUAUUUUAUCCGCUUCACCGACCGACGUCCUCAAAUUGAUCGAAGUCAACGAACAACUCUCGACGCUGUUGACUCAAGGAUUCGGUAACAGACACGAUCCCCAUUCUGAUCACAAAUCAGAAGGUGUCGCGCUCCAUGACCCAAGAUACAAGGAGGCAGAGGUACAAUCAGGGAAGACCAUCGCCUCUUUGAUCGCUGCUAUCAACCUUGGAAAGAAUCAUUGGCACAGUUCAUGGGAUCCACUAGCUGAGGAGGCAGAAAAAUCUGUUUCACCCUACGUCAGCGGGCCGAUGCGAAUUGGCAUUGUAGGCGAAACUGGGCAAGGUAAAUCUUGCCUUAUCGGAGGUCUGUUAGGCGACGAGGGUGUUGUCCAAACCGCAAAGAGUGGCGAGAGCAUGACCAGAGUGAUUCUGGAGUACCAUCACUGGAUCGAUCACGACUCACGUUUCAAAUACCGCGCAAUCAUCUCUUUCCUCCCGUGGGAAUCUGUACAGAAGCGAAUCGAGACGUACUUCGAACACUGGAACCACGGGCUUUUGUCACAUGAAGACGAGAGCGAGCAUGAAGAUGAAGAAGGAGAUCAAACCCCAGAUCCCGCAGGCCCAGAUUCUCCAGGGGCAGAUACGGAAACAGCUACAGGGGUGUUCCACGCACUCUUCCGUGGAGACCCCAGUUUUGAGGACGAAGAGACCAUGAAGGACUACCUGUUGAGCAGUGAACGGGCACCUGACGUCGGCCUGGUUCCCAGUAGGCACACUAAGUUCAGCCCAGACGAGAAGCAUACGUAUGUGAGGCUUCACGAGAAACUCAAACAGCUUCAACAAGAAGAGUUGAGCCCGUCCGCAGCUGAAGCUAUACUACGCAACCAGUUGAAGCAAAAGCAUAUCAAGAAAGCGUACGUGUAG